CAAAAGAUCGCAAUGAGAUGGAGGGGACAAAGGGGACAACCGCGUCCGUCGGCUUUGCCCUGGGUUCUCAUGUGCAAGCCUUUGGACGAAUUCAUACAGUAGGUUUUUCGCUCGUUAUAGAUAGACCUUUGGUUGCAGCUGCAACGUCCGUGCCACUUUCUUUUCAAGUCUGCUCCGACAAGGCCUUUCUUGAACAUCCCGUUAGCAAAACAUGGCAUCUGCCUACCAACAAAUAUGCGCUGCACUGGCCGGAGCUACUUCACCCGACCCUAACGUCCGCGGGCCGUCCGAUACACAGCUGAAGCAGUGGGAAACAGAGCCAGGGUUCCACUCAACACUGCAGGACGUAGCAGCUGACGUUACUAUCGAUCUUAAAUUACGGCUUCUGGCGGUGAUCACCUUGAAGAAUGGGAUCGACAAGUACUGGCGGAAGACGGUGAAAGUAGGGGCGGUGCAGCCAGCGGAGAAGGUCAAAAUACGUCAAACGGCUCUAGCGGUCCUGCUCAACGAAGAAAACGACAAAAUUGCCGGUUACAACAGCCUCGUUGUCUCGAAAAUCGCACGCUGCGACUAUCCGCAGGAGUGGCCGGACCUCCUCCACACGCUGUUGCAGACGAUACAAACCGCAUUUGUGGAUAAUGCGCAUGAGGUUGAGUCGGAGCCUGUGCGUCGCCGCGUGCAGCACCGCGCUUUGCAUGCGCUGUAUAUGGUUGUGAAGGCGCUGUGUUCGAAGAUGUUACCGACCAGUAGGAAACUGUAUCAGCAACUCGCGCCAGAGCUUCUGAGAUACACGGCUACGAUCUAUACAGAUCGAGCGGACCGAGCAUUACAGCUGCUAGGGGAGCUGGUCCCUCGUCCGGGAGAAGAGCACCUGCUGCAGCUGCAUUCCGGUCGGCCUCAGGAUGCGGAAGCGGAAUCGUGUUUGCGGCUGGCCGCUUUGGCGCUGAAAACGUUGCGAAGGGUGGUUGUGUAUGGGUUCCGGGAGUGCCACAAGUCGCCUGAAGUGGUGAGCGUUGUGUCAAUGCUCGUUGAGUAUUUGCGGAAGUUUAUGCCUCUGCGAACAUCUGUACCACUACACCCGACCGGCCUCAAACGCUCCCUAAACACCAUCCUGCUGCAAACCGGCAAAGUCUACCUAGACAUGCAAAACCACGAUGUCGCCAAUUUCGUGCGGAUCCCAUCAAGUCUCGAGGUCGUCCGGUUCUACUGGAGCAUAGCCGAAGAGAGCGCCGUACCCAAUGACGAUGUCAUAUUAGAAAAAGUGCUUAUCCACUCCUUACGGCUGUUGAAGAACCUCAUCAAAAACCCGGCGCUGAACAUCCCGGCCGACCGUGAUCUCCUCACCACGGUGCCAACAAACAUUACUGCACGAGCGAGCACGCCGUCGAUCAGAAGGGUCGUGUACGAUCGUCUCCUCACGCCUGAAUUCGUGAAACGCGCAUGCGAGGUGCUUGUGGGGCGGUAUAUGGUGUUGACGGAGGACGAUCGGACGUCCUGGGAGGACAAUGCGGAAGAGUGGUUUAUAGAGCAGGAGGCGGAUCGGUGGGAAUACAAUCUGCGGGGUUGCAGCGAAAAGGUCUUCAUGGACUUGAUGUCAACGAACAGAGAUACGUUGCAACCGGUUGUGAUGAGCAUGCUUCAGAUGGCCUCUGGGGAUAUCACCAACCCGGACGAUUUCAACGCCAUACUACUUAAAGACGCAGUAUACUGUGCCGUCGGACUUACAGCGCACGACAUGUUUGAUUUCAUCAACUUCGAAUCUUGGUUCCAAACGAAGUUACUGGCCGAAGCCACGACAACAGAUCCGCGUUUGACACCGUUGCAACGACGAAUCGCGUGGUUGAUCGCUCAAUGGCUCCCUGUACAGCCCAGCCCGACGCUCUAUGUCCCGGUGUACCGGCUUCUUAUUCAAUUGAUGUCAGGCAACAACGACAUGGCGGUUCGUCUGACCGCCGUAUCAACACUAAAAGCGGUGGUGGAUGACUUUGGCUUCGAGCUCCAACCGUUCCUCGGAUACGUCCAGCCUGUCCUCGACUCGUUGACCGCCGUCCUCGGCGAUGUAGACGGAGUGGACUGCUUGGGCGGAGUGGUCAGCUGUCUCGCUACUGUGGUUGAGCGGCUGGAAGGCGUGAUCGCACCACAUGUGGAUACAAUCAUGGGGAUCGUGCCGAUGCUGUGGGACGCAGCUGACGGGCAGGAGUUGUUCCGAGCGCAUAUUCUGCACAUUCUCUCCAAAUUGGUUGUUGCGCUACGGGCUGAUUCGGAGCAGUUGCACCCGUUCAUUAUCCGCGUUCUUACGUAUAGCAUCGAUGUGCAGAAUCCUGCGCAUGUGUACCUCCUUGAAGAUGGACUGGAUCUCACGCUGGCGGUCCUGCGCAACGCCAAGCGGUGCACCACGGAGCUGUUUUCGCUGAUGGGGUUCAUCGUCCGUGUUCUCGAUUACGGAUCCGAGUCGUUGAAGAAAGCGCUCGCUAUCGUCGAAUGCUUUGUGAUAUUGGACAUUCGCGUCCUGGAUGCACACGCGCGAGGGAUCUUGACGCAGAUCUCAGAAACACUGGGUAAUCUUAAACCAGAGGCUUCACAAGCCACUCUCCGCUGCCUGGACAGUAUCAUUCAAGCGACCUCUGCGGACCCACACUACUCUGACGCACUCAAAAGCAUGAUGCUGGAAACAGGGCUCGUGAAUCGGAUUAUCACGACCGUGUUGUCUGAUACGGAGCUGGCUGUGGUGGUCGUGGGGUAUCUGAAGAUUGUCGCGAGGCUUGUUGUGGAGGACCCGGCGUGGACGUUGGGCUGUUUGGUGGAUGGGAGGACCUUGACGGCUUGGUGUGAAAAGUGGGACAACAUGGGGCAGGCAGCCGACCGCCAACUCACGGCAAUAGCUCUCACAUCUCUCUGCACUAUUCUUCUACCCUCGCCACAAUCGCCGCAAUCUCCCAGUGUAAGCCACCAACAAUACCUCGCCACUCUCCAACCCCACCUCCCCACCAUUCUCGGCAUGGCAAGCAGCCUAAUAGCCGAACAACGGUCCCUGAAAGAAUUCAAACGCGCGGGGAACACCAGCACGGGCGGCGGCCGACACAAGCAUUUCGUGCUGAACGGCGAGAUCGACAAUGAUGCAGAUGCGGACGACGACGUGGAUAACGAUGAUGACGAGGACGAUGCCGAAUUGGAGCGGGAUGGGUACGAUGCUGAUCUUGAUGUGGACACUGCGGGCGUGCAUGAUGUGGAGGGGUUCCAGGCCCCACACGCCCAACGACGGAAAGCGCUCCUGAAAGCGACGCGAGACGCUGCACUCGUCCGACUGUUUCACGGCGUCUCAACCCAAUCACCACUGACUUCGAUCCCACGACGGGCGAACCGAACGCGGAUGGAAACGGCCGUCGUGUGCGCAUGGGCGAGGAUUUUGGCGGGGUUGGCUGGCGCAAACGCAGCUGCGGUUUCGGCGAGCGCUGAUCAGCAGAGUAGAGUGAGGGCGUAUGAGCUUAUCGUCGGUUUACUGGGGAGUGUAGAUGGGGUGGAGGAGUUGAGGGCAGCUGUGGGGGAAGUUAUAGGGGAGGGGGUUGUAUUGUAGAGUUGCUGCAUAUAGAGCCACUCCAUAUAUUCAUACAUCGACGGUAGUGUUUGAGAACUAGAAGCCGAUCGCUGCAUCGGCGUACCAACGAGCAUGGACGUAACCUGCAACCAGCGUGAUUUCCGGAAACAUUCCUUCAAUGUGCGAAAUGUUUUAUCUAUUGACAAAAUACCCUCAUAGGCAGAAAAAGUCAAUCAUCGCAGUGAUAGAUGCAACCUGGGUAUUUUCGGCCUCUCUGAUGGAGCGCUGCCCCG
This is a messenger RNA of Fimicolochytrium jonesii, 3828 nucleotides long. Its product is annotated as armadillo-type protein. Lineage: Eukaryota; Fungi; Chytridiomycota; Chytridiomycetes; Spizellomycetales; Powellomycetaceae. The record is from RefSeq and is a predicted model, not a curated record. The coding region runs from base 212 to 3574 and encodes 1120 amino acids. The transcript has 4 exons. Gene Ontology annotation, molecular function: small GTPase binding. Gene Ontology annotation, biological process: protein import into nucleus. Gene Ontology annotation, cellular component: cytosol; nuclear envelope.